Molecule: messenger RNA, 2211 nt
Organism: Jaculus jaculus (lesser Egyptian jerboa)
Lineage: Eukaryota; Metazoa; Chordata; Mammalia; Rodentia; Dipodidae
Gene: Sgpp2
Product: sphingosine-1-phosphate phosphatase 2
Exons: 5
Coding region: 221-1054 (277 amino acids)
Biological process (GO): sphingosine metabolic process; phospholipid dephosphorylation
Cellular component (GO): endoplasmic reticulum membrane
Molecular function (GO): sphingosine-1-phosphate phosphatase activity
Source: RefSeq, a predicted model, not a curated record
UCCCCGGGAGAGCGGCGCGGGACCCGCGGAGCCGGCGCCCGGGAUAUCCGAGCAUCUCCCCGUCGCCCCGCAGGCAUAUGUGGAGAAGUAUGUUGUGAAGAAUUAUUUCUACUAUUACCUGUUCCGUCUUUCAGCUGCUUUGGGUCAAGAAGUGUUCUACAUCACCUUUCUGCCCUUCACUCACUGGAAUAUCGACCCGUACUUGUCCAGGAGGCUGGUCAUGAUAUGGGUUUUGGUGAUGUACAUUGGUCAGGUGGCCAAGGACAUCUUGAAGUGGCCCCGGCCCUCCUCCCCUCCUGUCGUGAAGCUGGAAAAGAGGAUAAUUGCAGAGUAUGGAAUGCCAUCCACCCAUGCCAUGGCGGCCACCGCUAUUUCCUUCACCUUGCUCAUCUCCACCAUGGACAGGUACCAGUAUCCCUUUGCCUUGGGGCUGACAAUGGCUGUGGCGUUUUCUACCUUGGUGUGUCUCAGCAGGCUCUACACAGGGAUGCACACAGUCCUGGACGUGCUGGGUGGCGUCUUGAUCACUGCGCUCCUCAUCGUCCUCACCUACCCCGCCUGGACGCUGCUCGACUUCCUGGACUCGGCCAGCCCCCUGUUCCCCGUGUGCGUCAUCGUUGUGCCGUUUGUCCUCUGCUACAACUACCCCGCGUCCGAUUACUACAGCCCCACCCGCGCCGACACCACCACCGUCGUGGCCGCCGGGGCCGGAGUGACGCUGGGGUUCUGGAUCAACCACUUCUUCCAGCUCGCGUCCGCGCCGGCCGCGUCUCUGCCUGUCCUUCAGCACAUCCCCCCGCUGACCGCCGACAUGCUCGUGCUGGGUCUGAUCAAAUUCAUGGUGGGAAUCGGGUUGAUCCUCUUGGUGCGUCAACUCGUACAAAACCUCUCUCUGCAGGUGUUGUUCUCCUGGUUCAAGGUGGUCACAAGGAACAAGGAGGCCAGGCGGAGACUGGAGAUCGAGGUCCCUUACAAAUUCGUCACCUACACGUCUGUUGGCAUCUGUGCCACAACCUUUGUGCCCAUGUUGCACAGGUUUCUGGGACUGCCCUGAGCCUCCAACAGUUGGAGAUUUGUCUGUGGAUGUGAGAGGAGAGCUGUUAGGGGGAAACCAUCUUGACAGGUCCUGAUUCUUUAAGGAAAAGCAAGUCCUGUGUUUGCUGUGGCUGGUAUGAUGUGUGCUGUCAUUCUAGGACUUUGGACGUAGGGUAAUAAGGAAUUCGACCACUUCUUCUCAGUUACAACCUUCCCUGAUACUGAGUCUCAUUUCCCACACUGGAAUGGGCGAUGCCAUGUAAAACUUCAUUCCUUGGACAGGGUGACUUCCUGUGUUAACGAUCAGAUUAGAUUGUGCCGGGUUGGGUGGAAAGACCGCUCGGGAGCAGAGCUUCCUGCGAGGACACUAAAGGAGGUAACGGAGCUAUGAGACCACCGGGAGGAGCUCACUUGCCAUCUCCUUCAGGUGAUCAUAUUGAAGCAGGAAGCCAUUCUUCCUGAUUAAUAUAUUUUGCAGGAAUCCCGCUUCCGGCAACGACACUGCUCACAGAGGGGAAGUCUGGGGCAGGCGGAGGCUCCUGCUGUCUCCUGCUCAGCCCUCAGCACACUCGGCUGUUCAGGCUUCCACAAAAGCUUGGAAGACCAUGGCUCAGUGUCUUCAUUCUUUGAGAGCCUGACCAAGAGGAGAUAGGUAACCCCGAUGUUGCCCCAUCCUGACAAGACUUCUUCAACAUCCUCCACUACCCUGUUACCGUCCCUUUCCUCCCUGCUAGCCAGAAUCAGGGGUUCCCUUUCAGUUUUCCCUCCCCUUAUCUCUGGACGAUUUUAAGUGUCAUCAAGCCAAGAACAACUUCAGCCUCCCCUGGGAAGCAAAGCCCAUUAGGUAAACGUAUAAAUUAUAUAAAUGCCAUAGCCGUUGGAAGUAGAGCGGUCCUCUGCAUAUGCAGGACGGUGACGGUGACGCUCACAGCAGAGUCCCCUCCUACGACUCCUCUGCAGAACAAGGGAUCCACAUUCGGAAGAGUGUAUGUAGAUAAGUAGUUAAAAGAGAAUGCAUUUGAGGGGUAGUGCCAGCGAAGCCAGUGAUUCAUGCUCCUAGCGCAUCAUCAUCACACACAUACACUGGGAAAAUUAUUCCCUUAAAAGUGACAGAGAGGGCCGGAGAGAUUGCUCAGUGGUUAAGGCACUGGCCUGAAAAGCCUAAGGACCUGAGUU